Staurois parvus is the source of this 369-nucleotide messenger RNA. Lineage: Eukaryota; Metazoa; Chordata; Amphibia; Anura; Ranidae. The record is from the annotation of a GenBank genome assembly.
AUGGAGUAUGGGAUGAAGUCUCUAGUGGGGGAGAUCAUGAGGAAGAUUGGCCAGAAGUCUUGUCAGGAUCUUUCCAAGGAAAGCUCAAGUGUGAAGACCUUGGCCACCUUUAUUACUCAGCUGGCUGAGCGGAUUCCUGCCAUUGUCAUGCCCAAUAUCAGCGUGCUGCUGGACUACCUGGAUGGCGAGCCUUACACGAUGAGGAACGCAGUGCUGACUGUCAUGGGAGAAAUGGUUGUCCGUGUGCUUAGCGGCGAUCACCUGGAUGAUACAGAGAAGAACACCAGAGAUAAUUUCCUGGACACUCUGCAGGAACACAUUCAUGAUGUCAACACCUUUGUGCGUUCCUGCGUGCUGCAGAUUAUCAAU